This is a messenger RNA of Aphanomyces astaci, 2657 nucleotides long. RefSeq lists its product as hypothetical. NCBI's taxonomy places the organism in Eukaryota, Oomycota, Saprolegniomycetes, Saprolegniales, Verrucalvaceae. The coding region runs from base 43 to 2499 and encodes 818 amino acids. Gene Ontology annotation, cellular component: membrane; cytoplasm. Gene Ontology annotation, molecular function: 1-phosphatidylinositol 4-kinase activity. The transcript is spliced from 6 exons. Gene Ontology annotation, biological process: phosphatidylinositol phosphate biosynthetic process; phosphatidylinositol-mediated signaling. The record is from RefSeq and is a predicted model, not a curated record.
GUCGUUUUGGUUUUUUCGACAUGCAGUGCGACUUCUAGCGACAUGAGCAACAACAACGACGACGGAGCUCCAGCGGCAUUGUCGACAGCGACUAGUCCGUCGGUGAAGAUCGAGGGCUACCUGUUCAUCCGCAUCUUCAAGCGGCGACGGCGCUAUUGCGUCCUGACUGGUCGAACGCUGUGCAUUUUUGGCUCCAAGGAUGAGGCUGCCGCCGUGGACAAGGCACAAGCUGCGCGCGCAUCGUGCUGCGUCGUGGGGGUCAAGGACUUGUCCGACUUGGACAAAGGCACGAAGGAGACGUUGGUGGGUACGGCGUCGUUUCAGAACGCGCUCAUUGUGUCCACGCUCAAAUCCAAGUUGAUUGUCGUCGAAGCCGACACCAAGACCGAGAAGGACCGAUGGCUGCAUGCGAUGAUGUCGCUCAACUAUUGCACCGACGACGCGGAGCGGGAUGUCGUCCGCGACAGCCUCAACCAGCCCGAUUUCGACGCCCAGCGUGCUGUCACGCUACUGUACAAGUACCGGGACAAUGCUGUAGCCAUGGACCUCAUCGUGGGCCAUCUGUCGCAGUAUGCGCAAUCCAACAUUGACGACGUCGAGUUUUACCUCCAGCAAAUCGUGCACUUGCUCGUGCAUUCGUGUGACGCUGUUCGAAACAAAGACAAACUCGUGGAUGCGGUGCUGUCUAUCUGCAAAGCCAAGACGUACACGGCGCACCUGGGCAACUCGAUCCAUGUAGCGCUUCACUUGUUCUGGCUACUUGAAGCCAUGCUCCACGACUGCCAUGGCACAGCCACGUACAACAUCGUGGCCAUGCUCAUCAUGUCCAUCGAAGCGCAAGUGGUGAACCAGCACUUUGAGCUGCGGGACCUCGUCCGGCUCUUUCACGACGUCCCAGGUCUCAAACAGUCGAUCCUGCGACCUGUCGCAGAUGCCAAACACGACGAGACGCGCGCGGCGCAACCGACGCCAUUACCCUCGUCAUCCAACGGCCCCGUGUCACAUGACACUAUCACGACCGUGGCCACCUUGUCCGAGGCCGAGAAGACCACGCUGCUUGCGUGGAUCGAAGCCGAACGCCUAAAACGGUACAAGUACUUUCACCAAGAACGCGACUUUAUCGUCGCCCUCGCCGGCAUCUCGGAAACCAUGCGGCACAUGGAGCCGCGGGAAAGUCGCAAGGCGGCACUGCCGGGCCUGCUGGCCCGUCUCGUCAUUCCCGACAUGGCGUACAUCCCACUGGGCCGCGCGUCGGACCCGUACUGCCGCGUGCUCAGGGUGCUCGAGGCCGAAGGGACCGUGUUCUCAACCCACAGCCGCGCCCCAGUGCUCAUUUGCUUUGAAGUGGUCCAAGAAGCGUCACCCCCUCGUGCGGCGACUGGCUGCACGUCCCAAGCGGCCACGUAUGACCAAGACACACUCGAGUGUAUCCAAGCGACGUACGCGGCGCUCUUCUUCCGGUCGGCGUCUUGCGACCUCACAACCGACGACAACCCGCCGCCAGAGGACGCCGUGUCGUUGGCGUCCAUCAAGGACAUAGUGGACCAGAACAUCCAGGCGACGAUCAUGCGGCGCACGUCCAAGACAGCGUACGACAUGAGUCUGGCCAAACUCAUGGAGCCCACGGUCUUUGGCGAGAGCUGGGCCGCGAAGAAGAAGCGGCUGCAAGUGGCGUCGCCGUACGGCCACCUGCGCGGGUGGAACGUCGUGUCGCUGAUCUCGAAAAGCCACGACGACAUGCGGCAAGAAGUGUUUGUGUUGCAGUUGAUUGCCCAGAUCCAAGGCAUUUUUCGCGACGCGCAUCUGCCGCUGUGGCUUCGAGCGUACCGCAUCGUCUCGACGGGCCAUUCCACGGGGCUCAUUGAAACCAUCACGGACGCGCAGUCGCUUGAUGCGAUCAAAAAGUCCAAGCCCUCCACCUCCCUAAAGGAUCACUUUGACCAGACGUACCCCGCGCCGGCCGCCCGCGACCUCGCGACGCUCAACUUUAUGCACAGCCUCGUCGGAUACUCGCUCGUGUGCUACAUCUUGCAAGUCAAGGACCGACACAACGGCAACAUCCUGUUGGAUUCAGAAGGACAUGUGAUCCACAUUGACUUUGGCUUCGUCCUUGGGAUUGCGCCCGGGGGAGGAUGGAGUCUCGAGAGCCAGCCCCCGUUCAAACUCACCAAGGACAUGGUCGACGUCCUUGGCGGCGUCGCCUCGCCCCUCUUUGCCCAGUUUGUCGAGCUGUUCACGCACGGGUUUCUGGCGCUGCAGCGGAAUGCAGAAAAGAUCAUCACGAUGGUCGAAAUCAUGAUGCACAAGGCAACAUAUCCGUGCUUUCAGAACCGGGACGUGGUCAAGGACUUGCAAAAGCUCCGCGAUCGGUUCGUGGAGACGCUGCCGAUGGACGACACGGUCGAGCACGCAGUCAAGUUGGUCAAGCUCAGCUACAAGAACAAGUGGACGAAGCGCUACGACCAGUUUCAGAAAAUCACCAACGGCAUCCUGCCUUAACCCGUCACUUUCGAUUCCAGCUUAUACACGAUUAAACCUAGGACCGAGCUUUCUUGGAGUUGGUUGUUGCCCCGUCGUCAAAUUCGAAUUGGGAGAGCCGCAGCCCGUCCAGAUCGUCCACCGCCCCGUCGUCGUUGGUGGUAGUAGUACUACUAGUA